AUGUCUGCGUUUGGUGGAAAAAAGGGGGGAAGGGGGAGAGGCUGCCGCUUCUACGCCCGUGCUGGAGCCGUGAUCGACAAGCAAGGACAAGCUUUCACCCGACAUGUCGUGGUGCAGGUGCUGAAGUGGCUGAGUGACCACGCAGCAGCGUGUGGCGCCAACGACACGCCCUGGGAGCAGCAGACCAACGUGGGUGACUCGGGGGCCCCCACAGCUGCGGCGGCAGCAGCUUCAGCCGCUCAGAGGCAGUUGCUGUGGGAGGUGCUGCGGCUGCUGGUGAAGCACUCGGAGGCCGGAAAAACGAAGCAGGCCAGAGGGUGGCUUAUGGGGCAGCUGUACCAGCAGUACAACGCGGACGAGUACUAUGGCGGCAGUUGGCUUCUUUCAGCUAUCAAUGUGAUUACAGAUGGCGGCUACCACUGCCCCUCCCGCCGCGUUGCCAAGCUCCUGUCCGCCCAGGGACUCACUGUGCGGUACCACAUCCUGCAGGCCUCGAAACCCAAGACAGGGUGUCCGCUGUUCGUGACUACUGGCUUGUUCUUUGGCGAGGAGUUCACCAACUUCAUGGAUGCGUUAAACUCUUAUGACAUUCCUUUCACCUUCCUAGCGCCGUACCGUUAUCCGUUCAACCAGUGUCCCUUUACAUCUAACGAGACGCAGCUUGCGUCGUACUUGUCGGGUAUCAUCAACGCCGUGGCCGCCUCUAGUUCUCCCCUGCCGCCGCGCACCAGCUCCCUCACCUCCCGCCUGCUCAAGAACACCCCAAGCUGGAAGCCCUGGACCGCCACCUCGAACCCCGUCAUGAACAUAGACACGGCUGGACCGCGGGUGUUUGAGGCGGCUGACCUGCUGCUGGAUGCCAAGUGUCAAUUCUGGGACGACCUCCUGAACGCGGACAUAACCGCGGGCACUGCCUUCCACAGCUGA
Molecule: messenger RNA, 927 nt
Organism: Volvox carteri f. nagariensis
Lineage: Eukaryota; Viridiplantae; Chlorophyta; Chlorophyceae; Chlamydomonadales; Volvocaceae
Exons: 9
Coding region: 1-927 (308 amino acids)
Source: RefSeq, a predicted model, not a curated record